CCGGGGAAUAAUUCUUCUUGCAAGCACUCCCCGCAUUUGAUAUCCCUACUUCAGAAAAUGCACGUACCUACUAACACUAUGGAUCCACAUCAUCGAUUUCCCUGGACAUGGAGAUGAACCUUGUUUUGACGUGGAUUCGGUUGAUCUGCUGUUUCACUCGUGCAUAUCACCAUGCUGAAUCCUGCGGGCGUGCAUUGUUGGAUUGAGAUAUCUCGCCCGUUCGGUCGGGUUUCCUUACUCUUUUUUCCCCCCGAAAAACUGGUCCACAGGCGGAGACGGAGGGCUGGCAAAAGACCGAUAAUGUCCUGAAUAGGUGUUUUGCUUCCGAUGUCUGGUCGAUUUUACCGUUUGAUUAGUUUGGGAUUAUCUACCUCUUUUCUCUGCCAUUUCUUUGGAAUUUAUAUAAAACCGGGAUAUCCUCACUCGCACAUUUUCUUGUAAUGCUACCAAUUUCAUAUACUAUUUAAUUUAUAUCCCGGAGACAUAAUGACGCCUCCGUGGCCUCUUCCUCUGAAUAUACCCCCGGAAGUUCUGCAAGAACUCUCCAAAUCACUCACCCCAAGCGGUAUUGCUGACUACUCGGCCCUAGCUGUCUUCUCCGUGGCAGCCGCCACAUAUCUCUCUCGGGGUUAUCUUUGGGACCAGCCUGAUCCAUACCAACAUCUCGUUUACGAGCGACCGCAACUCAAAAAUGGAGGUGCUGUUGGCUCCGCCGCCAAGGAGACGAGAAACAUCGCUAAGAAACUGGAAGAGACCAACAAAGACAUGGUCGUCUUCUGGGGUUCCCAGUCUGGCACGGCAGAGGGGUUCGCCAGCCGCUUGGCGAGAGAGAUCUCGCUGAGAUUCAGUCUGAGUGCCAUGACGGCUGACCUGUCGGAGUACGAUCCCGAGACGAUCAGUGAAAUCCCACAGUCAAGACUGGUCGGCUUCCUCCUGUCAACGUACGGGGAGGGAGAUCCUAGUGACAACUCGGCGGAGUUUUGGGAUUGGAUCAACAAGACGAAGGAUCAUGGACAGCUGUUGUCAUCCGUCAGAUACUUUGCCUUCGGUUUAGGCAAUAGAAAUUAUAAGUACUAUAACCGCAUCAUCGAUGUCGUGGUGGAAGAGCUGGAUAAACUAGGCGCGAAAGCCGUGAUGCCUGUUGGAAAGGCCGAUGAUGCCGAGGGCGCCACCCAGGAGGACUUCAUGACCUGGAAGGAGAGUCUGUUUGCCAUAUUGAAGUGCCUGGGUUUUCAGGAACAUGAGGUCCACUACAUGCCUACCUUGUCUGUGCUAGAAGAUGAAACCCUUGAGCCAAUUGACCUACAUAAUGGAGAACCGGAAGGUGGCUCCCUCAAGGCGCAGUGCUCUCCUAUCCGGCCUUUGGCCAUCUCCACCUCCAGGGAGCUGUUUAACUCUCCUGACAGACACUGCCUUCACAUAGAUUUGGAUCUCACCAGUCAGCCUGAAUUUACCUACAAGACCGGUGACCAUCUUGCAAUCUGGCCCGGAAACCCAGAUUCAGAGGUUGAGCGUCUCCUCCAGGUCCUGGGCCUGUCAUUGCGUCGCAACGUGCCUAUUAACAUUAAGUCCCUCGACUCCACCGCCAAAGUAAAGAUUCCAUCCCCGACUACCGUUGCAACUCUCUUCCGUUACUACCUCGAGAUCUGCGGCACCGUCAAUCGAGACGACGUCGUGGGAUUGGCACAGUUCUCCCCGACGCCAGCCGCCAAAGCAUAUCUUCAGCACCUAGGCAAAGAUAAGGCUAGCUAUGCUGCAUUUAUCAACAAAAACCACGUUAAUCUCGGCCGACUGCUACAACAAGCCAGCACUGAAACAUGGAACAUCCCCUUAUCAUACCUCGUUGAGACACUCCCUCUCAUGCAACCACGGUACUACUCCAUCUCAUCGAGCAGUGUUAUUUCUCCGCGUAAAGCUUCCAUUACCGUUGUUGUCUCAACCACCCCUGUCCCAGAGAAUGGAGAUGAACUAAUCCACGGUGUUACGUCCAACUACCUCCUCGCCGUAUCCGAAAACCUCCGCUCCGCACCUCAUCCAGAGGGACUCACAUACCACCUCAACGGACCCAGCAACAGCCUAGAAGGUGGAAAGGUGCUCUCGCACCUCCGUAAAAGCAAAUUCAAACUCCCCACGCUCGCUAAGUGCCCACUUAUCAUGGUUGCGGCAGGCACAGGGCUGGCGCCUUUCCGAGCGUUCAUCGCCGAGCGCCGACAGCUUCAGCAAAUUGGGAAGGAGAUCGGGGAGAUGCUGCUUGUCUUUGGAUGCCGGCGGCCCCAUGAGGACUACAUCUACAGGGAUGAGCUGGAAGAGAUGACGAGUGCUUUGGGAGAGAAACUAUGCAUCUUCACUGCGUACUCGCGAGAGGGCAAGAAACAAUACGUCCAGGAUAAGAUCUCCGAAGUUGGCGACGAUGUCUUCCGGUUAAUCAAUGAGGGAGCCAACUUUUACAUCUGUGGAAAAGCCGAGAUGGCAAGAGAGGUCGAGAAAGCGGUUGCAGGGGUGAUGAGCGUGAAGGGUCAGGAUGAGGCGAACGAGUGGAGGACGAGAAUGAAGAGAAGGAACAAAUGGCAGGAGGAUGUGUGGUAAAAAUUUUCAGUAGUUCUUUUGUGAAUAUUCC
Aspergillus alliaceus is the source of this 2617-nucleotide messenger RNA. RefSeq names its product NADPH cytochrome P450 oxidoreductase family protein. Gene Ontology annotation, molecular function: flavin adenine dinucleotide binding; FMN binding; NADPH-hemoprotein reductase activity. Gene Ontology annotation, cellular component: cytosol. NCBI's taxonomy places the organism in Eukaryota, Fungi, Ascomycota, Eurotiomycetes, Eurotiales, Aspergillaceae. The coding region runs from base 487 to 2586 and encodes 699 amino acids. The record is from RefSeq and is a predicted model, not a curated record. The transcript has a single exon.